UGGAUAUAUGGAUCUAAACCCCCCUUGAAAGAUAUCAUUAAAAAUAUCUACUCUUUUAAUUAGCUUCAAGAGAAACAUUUCAUUUUUCCACAUCAUAUCAUAUAUAUAUAGUAAAACAAACACUAUGAAGAAAAAUAAUGUUCUUAUAUUGUUAUGUGUAUUUCUUUUUACGAUAUUAAGUCUUAACUCGAUAGUCGAAGCUAGGAUUCGACAUUAUCGAUGGGAGGUAAAGUACGAGUUUAAAUCGCCAGAUUGUUUCCGUAAACUCGUGAUCACUAUAAACGGAAGGAGCCCUGGGCCGAGCAUACUUGCACAACAAGGUGACACCAUCAUUGUUGACCUUAAAAACAGUUUGCUCACUGAAAAUGUUGCCAUUCAUUGGCAUGGUAUCAGACAGAUUGGAAGUCCAUGGGCUGAUGGAACUGAAGGCGUUACUCAAUGUCCUGUUCUACCCGGAGACACUUUUAGAUACAAGUUUGUUGUUGAUAGAGCAGGAACCUACUUGUACCAUGCGCAUUACGGGAUGCAACGAGAGGCGGGGUUAUACGGAUCUAUUCGUGUGGCAUUGCCGGACGGAGAAGCCGAACCGUUCUCGUAUGACUAUGACAGAAGUAUUAUUCUAAACGAUUGGUAUCACAAAAGCACAUACGAACAGGCUGCCGGCCUUUCUUCUAUUCCCUUUCAAUGGGUCGGUGAUCCUCAGUCAUUGUUGAUUCAAGGGAGAGGCAGAUUCAAUUGUAGUAGCCCAACGAUUGCCGCGAGUCAAUGUAACGCCACAAAUCCCGAAUGCUCGCCCUAUAUUUUCACUGUUGUUCCCGGAAAAACUUACCGCCUUAGGAUUGGAAGUUUAACUGCUUUGGCUGCUCUAAGUUUCGAAAUAGAGGGGCAUAAUAUGACAGUUGUUGAAACCGAUGGUCACUAUGUAGAACCAUUUGUCGUAAAUAAUCUUUAUAUAUACUCGGGUGAAACAUACUCGGUUUUAGUCACAGCAAACCAAGACCCGUCGCGAAAUUAUUGGGCUGUGUCAAAAAUGGUGAGCCGUAACAACACGACUCCAAAUGGUCUAGCCAUUUUCAACUAUUACCCGAACCAUCCCAGAAAAUCACCACCUACGGUUCCACCAAGUGGACCGUUCUGGAACGACGGUCAAGCCAGGGUUAACCAAAGUCUCGCGAUUAAGUCUCACCCUAACUAUAUACACCCUGUCCCAAAAACAUCUGAUAGAGUGAUUAUUCUUUUGAACACACAAAACCGGAUUAACGGAAGUGUCAAAUGGUCCGUAAAUAAUGUCUCAUUUACCCUGCCUCAUACCCCGUACCUCGUUUCACUUAAACAAGAUUUACUUCAUACAUUCGAUCAAACCCCUCCUCCAGAUGUCAUCAAUGGGUAUGAAAAAUACGACAUAAAUAUUGCCGCGCCAAACGUUAAUGCAACUUCUAGCAACGCUUUGUAUAGACUAAAGUUCAAUACGACAGUAGACAUUAUUCUUCAAAACGCGAACACAAUGAAUGUUAAUAAUAGUGAGACACACCCGUGGCAUCUACACGGGCAUGAUUUUUGGGUUCUUGGGUAUGGAAGCGGAAAAUUUAACGCUUCAAAGGAUCCCGAAAGUUAUAAUCUGGUCAACCCGAUUAUGAAGAACACAGUACCGGUUCAUCAAUACGGGUGGACUGCUUUGAGGUUUGUCGCGGAUAACCCGGGUGUUUGGGCUUUUCAUUGCCAUAUUGAGUCCCAUUUUUACAUGGGCAUGGGAACAGUAUUUGAAGAAGGGAUUGAGAAAGUGUCAACAUUGCCUUCUUCUAUCAUGGGUUGUGGUGAUACAAAAAGAUUUAUUAGGCCCUAAAAGUGUGUGGUUUUUUUGUUCUUAUUUUUUUAUAAAAAAGAUCUUCACACUUGAUUAAUUUGAAGGAUCAAUUUAAACAUUA
Erigeron canadensis is the source of this 1925-nucleotide messenger RNA. Its product is annotated as L-ascorbate oxidase. Gene Ontology annotation, cellular component: extracellular region. The record is from RefSeq and is a predicted model, not a curated record. The transcript is spliced from 5 exons. Gene Ontology annotation, molecular function: oxidoreductase activity; copper ion binding. Lineage: Eukaryota; Viridiplantae; Streptophyta; Magnoliopsida; Asterales; Asteraceae. The coding region runs from base 125 to 1843 and encodes 572 amino acids.